GUUUAGACUAGAACCAUUUCACGAUCCGUUUUAAUUCGAUAAGGUUAAAGCCUUUGUUUCCAAAACCAAAAAGUGUCGUUCAGAUCUCAGAAUCAAACAUGGAUAGCGACGAAGAUUUCGAAGCCUUACCUUCUUCUCCCGUCAUCGAACGAAAGCUUAAGCGUUUGAAGAAGGCAUCUAGGGUUUCAGAAAAUCCUCUCCCCUUUUCGUCCCCAAUCAAAUUCUCUGGAUCCGAACAGAAUUCUGGCUUGGAGGUGUCAAUUAGAGGAUCUGUCCCUGAAGUUGAAAGCUUGGGUGGUGAAAAUGUUACUGACACAGUUGAGGAAAACGAUUUGGGUGCGAAGAGGGUUUUGGAGUUUGAAUCUAUGGACGAUGAACUUGACGCCAGGGUUCCAGAGAAGACAAUAGAAGAAUCCGGGGAUAAGAAUACAGUCGAAUUAGAAAUUAAGCAACCUAGUGUAGAAGAAGUUUCAGAGAAGAAAGAAGAAAUUUCAGAGAAGAAAGGGAACAAGAAUAAGAAGUCGAAGAAGAAGGGCAGUGACGACGAUAACGGCAGUGAGAAGAAGCUUAAAGAAUCUAUCUCCAAUAAAAGAAAAGCCGAGAAGGAAAGAAGGGAAAAUCUCAAACAGCUUCGAGCUGAGUCUCAGAGACUUCUUCGCGAAACAAGAGAUGCUGCAUUUAAACCUGUUCCUCUGGUUCAGAAGCCUAUUUCGUCUAUACUGGAUAAAAUUCGAAAGAGGAAAUUAGAAUUUUUAAAGAAAUCUAAUGUUUCUUUUCAUGACAAUGAUGGCUUCCAUGUGGAUAUUGAUUCUGAUCCUCGCCCUAGUGAAGAGAUAACUAAUAAGAUUGAAAAUGCUGAAUCCGAAGAAACACCAGCUACACGCCCUGCAGAGAAUGAUUUAAGCACACUGCAUAUUGAUGGUUCCACCGAUGCUGCAGAUCAUUCGAGCCGUGAAAGUAUUCCUUCUCCUAUGGAUGUGGUUUCAGAAACUAUACAUGCAUUUCGAGCUCCCGUUGAUGAUACCCAGGAUCUCUUUUCUGAUUCUGAAAUAAAUGAUAUUAAAGAAGAGGCCCUAAAUGGGAAGUUGAAUAAGCCUUCCGAAGAAGUGUUUGCCCCAUCUAUGCUUUCAAUGAACUUGAAACUUGAUUCUGCUCCUGUUGAUGAUGAUAUGUCCUCCGAUGACGAGGACAAUGACAAGGAGAACACAGUGCCACACUUACAUGGAUCAGCUGACUUGUCUUUACCUGCAAGCGGUGACCCUGUCAAGGCUUUUGUUGAUGAAGAAGCCGAAGAGGAAGAUGACAGUGACAAUGACCUACAACGCUUCCAAGAUAAUGAAGAAGGUGACAAUGAUGAUGAUAUUGAGGAGCUUAAUGAUAUGAUUGCAACUGGAUAUGAAGAAGCGCCAAUUGAUAGAGAAAAGCGUGACCAACUCCAUCAGCAAUGGCUUGAGCAGCAGGAUACAACUGGGAUGGAUAAUCUACUCCAGAAACUUAAUUGUGGUUCAAGAUUGAAAGAUUCUGACGAUGAAGUUGACGAGGAAGAUGAGGAAAGCAAAGAAACUGAAAAUGAAUCUGACGAUGAAGUUGAAGACUUCGCUGCUCCAUCUGAUGCUGUGAGGAUCAAUCUGAAGAAGGCGAAGCAGAUGAUCCCGCAGAUGUUUACGGAUAAAGAUGAUGCAUAUGUAUCAUCUGAUGAGGAAACUGAGGAGAGGCUAGCCAAACAGUCCCUCUCUUAUAGAGUUGAGAAGAACGCUCAAUUCUUUUCACCGGCUGAAGAUGAAAGCAGCAGGGGAGUUUUCAAUCUCAUAAAGAAAUUAAAUGUUGUUCCUGAUACCAGGAUAAAAGGAAGAAUUCCAUCCAUAUUUGAUAUGCCACACAUUGGCCAAAACAUAACUAAAUCAUCAAAGUCAUCUUUUAUCGGUCGAGCUUCAAAUCAAUUUAUGCCUUCUUCUCAAAAGCAUGGAUCAAGCAAGGUUCGAUCGUCAUAUAUAUUUGGGCGAGAUGACAGCAACAGCAGACCUUCAGUGUUGAUGUCAGAGGAUUCUUCAGAUACGAUUAUAAGGGAGAGUCAAGCACCCAAAGUUGUUUCUACCAAAUUCCAAAGAAAUACUCAGAACAAAUAUGCCACUUCAACUUCUAAAUCUCAAGAGUCAAAUGUAUCACUGAUGGAGGUAUUAAGCAGGUCCUCAAAUCGUACAAAGCGUUGUGUCAAGAAUGUUGGAGUUCAGCAAAAUGAAUCUAUAUUCGAAGCAUUUAAGUUAACCAAGAAGUCAAUUAAGACAGGGGAAAGAGUUUGAUGUAUGAUGUGAAAUGAUGGUAUUCAUAUGUUUAAACCAAAGAUUUCUGUUUAUAAAAGAGAUCAGCAUUUGCUAGUCUUUCCGUGCGUUUGGGUUUUGUUGGCCAGUUCCCUUUGUGGAUACCAGAGUAAUGCAGCAACAAUAAUGAUCUCAAAAUUUUCAAUACAAAUAGAGUGGAUAAUUAUUAGGGAAACUUACCCACCCAUCUUUUAUUUUGUGUCAAGUAGUCUUCGUAUUUUAUGACAAAAUAUUUAGUGUGUUAUUGAACUUCAUUUUUCAUCCACUUCUGAUAUAGAUUUACAUACAUGAUUGCGAUCAACUACAAAUGACAUUAAGUCAAUUUGCAA
This is a messenger RNA of Medicago truncatula (barrel medic), 2647 nucleotides long. Its product is annotated as myb-like protein X. NCBI's taxonomy places the organism in Eukaryota, Viridiplantae, Streptophyta, Magnoliopsida, Fabales, Fabaceae. The record is from RefSeq and is a predicted model, not a curated record. The transcript is spliced from 11 exons. The coding region runs from base 99 to 2300 and encodes 733 amino acids.